Periophthalmus magnuspinnatus is the source of this 4439-nucleotide messenger RNA. It is a transcript of the gene fkbp15b, whose product is annotated as FKBP prolyl isomerase family member 15b. NCBI's taxonomy places the organism in Eukaryota, Metazoa, Chordata, Actinopteri, Gobiiformes, Gobiidae. The record is from RefSeq and is a predicted model, not a curated record. Bases 123 to 3896 code for a protein of 1257 amino acids. Gene Ontology annotation, molecular function: peptidyl-prolyl cis-trans isomerase activity. The transcript is spliced from 28 exons. Gene Ontology annotation, cellular component: growth cone.
CAGCUGACCUCCCCACAAACAGGAAGAGGAAGCAUCUCUACACUUUAAACAACCAGUCAUGUCACAAUAGCCCACUUUUUAACUUUCAUUUUACAGUGUAAGGACAUCAUCACGUUUAAAACAUGUUUGCUGGAAACGAAGAGGAUGGAGAUUUCUUAUCGCCUUCUGGAGGCGCCAAGCUGGCGUCACUGUUCGGACUAGAUCAAGAAACUAGUCAGGGCAAUGAGUCCUUCCAAUACACUGCUCCUAAGCAACCACGCAAGACCUCCAAUCCAGCACUACCCUCUCAGAAAUCAGCCUCUACUCCUGGAGCUCCAGCAGUGUUAUUUGCUACAGCAGUACAGGCAUUCAGAUAUAUUAAUGGCCAAUAUAUGAACCAGGGGAAGCUCGGUGCUGCGAUACUGGGGACCCACACAACAAAAGAGUACAAGCUCCUUCUAUAUCUGAGCCAACAGAAGCAAGUGACGACUGCCAAGAUUUAUACAGGCUUUGUGUUCACGGUUCAACCCAAUAAUUACUGCACUUUUUAUGAUGACCAGCGACAAAACUGGUCUUUAAUGUUUGAGUCUGACAAGGCCUCAUCUGACUUCUGUAAAGAGGUAUGUCUGGCUAAAGCGAACACUCCCUCUUCUCUGGACUGUGUGGUGUCCCAGGACCUGUCAUUAGGAGAGGGUCAGGGGGUGGAGACUGGGGACUCUCUGGAGGUAGCCUACACAGGCUGGCUCCUGCAAAACCACACCAUCGGACAGAUGUUUGACACAAAUCAGAACAAAGAUAAAUUGCUCCGACUAAAACUUGGUACUGGUAAAGUUAUUAAGGGAUGGGAGGAGGGGAUGCAGGGGAUGAGAAAGUCUGGUCGUCGUCUCAUCAUUAUCCCACCAAACCUCGCGUAUGGAUCCAAGGGAGUCCCAAACCGAGUCCCCUCGAACAGUACGCUCAUAUUUGAGGCUGAGAUCAGAAGGGUCAAGUUUUCAAAGGACAGUGGCUCAGACCGGGGCAGUAGUAAGGACUCGGCUGCCCCCUCUCCUGCCCCUUCUCCUGCCCCCAGCGUGGAGAGUCUGGCUCCCGAACCCAUUACACAACCUCAACCAACCCCCACGGGACCAGGAAGACCAACGGAACCACCACUACGAGCAAAGUCCAACUCUCUUAGUGAACAGCUUGCCCACCCAGAUGCCACUAAAGCAAAGUUGAUUUCUCGAAUGGCGAAGAUGGGACAGCCAAUGUUGCCUUUUAUAACCGGAGUGACAAGCCAACCUGAAUCCAGUGACUCUGAACUUGAGGACACCAGUGGUUCCAAGCUGAAGGAGCGACCCGCUGUCCCCUCCCCAGUUCAGAUGACCACAGCUGCUUCAGGGUCUGGUCUGCACACAGUACAUCCUCACCCCCACUCUACUCCUGCUCCUUCUGCCUUACUUCCAGUAAGCUCCGUGGCCUCCCACACCCACCCUGGGACUGUCCACGCCUUCCAGCCAUACCCCUACACUCAGCCCUCCACACCCGCCUCCCAGCUGCAGCCUGUGGGCCCAAUCUACCCCCCUCAGACUGUAUCGUACAUGGGCUCCGGUGAUGUGACUUCUUUCCUGAUGACUGAGGCUCGGCAGCACAACACAGAGAUCCGGUUAGCCGUCUCAAAAGUGGGAGAUAAAGUGGAUCAGCUGUCCACAAAGAUCGAUGAGCUGCAGAGACAGGGAAACCCCAUGAUGGCUGUACCAUCUAUGUCAAUGGAAACCUCUAUGAUCAUGCAGAGCAUCCAGAGACUUGUUCAGGAGAAUGAAUGUCUAAAGAAGGAAGUUUUUGACAAAAGUUCACGAAUCGAGGAACAAAAUCACAAAAUUGGAGAGCUCAUCAACCAAAACCAGAGAUACAUGGAGCAGAGCCACCUGCUGCUGGAACAGAGGAACGACUCGCUCAAAUCCACCAGUGAACACAACACACAAAAACUGCUGCAGGCCGAGCAGGAGAAGGUUCGACUCACGGAGGAUUUGGCUGCGUCCACGGCGCGCUUGGCUCAGCUGCAGUUGGAAGUUUCUGCCCAUCAGCAGAAGUCUAUGGAGCUGCAAACCAAACUGAGCUCAACCCUGCAGGAAAAUGAAAACCACGGAAAACAGGUCACAACACUGCAGAGUCAAGUGGAAGAGCUGAAGGAGGAGGCAGAGAGACACCAGGCUCAGUAUCGCUCAGAGAAACAAAAACGCAAAGAACUGGAGAUCAGGGUGAACAACAUGGAGGAGGAGGUGCAGGACCUGAAGACUGACAAAGAAAGUCUGGAGAGAACUCUCUUGGAGCGUAAAAGCAAGUGGCAGGCGGAGCGUCAGCAUAGAGACGAGGAGCUGGAGGAGCUACGCAGGAGCAGUCAGCAGGAAAUGGACAACCUGCGCACUCAGCUGCGCAAGGCCCGAACCAGUAACGACAAUGCCGCAUCUGAGCAGUUGUCCCAGCUGCAGGCAGAGCUGGAGGAGGAAUGGAGAGGGAAGUGUGAUCAAGCAAUAACUGUGGCCAAACAGCAGCACAACAGAGAGCUGAGUGAAGUGACAGAGCAGAGGGACGCCCUGCAGGACCAGCUCAAACAGCUACAGGACAAGUUUGCACUUCUUAAACAGUCCAAAGAGUUAGAAGACCAGACUUUACUUCAGCAGCAGAGUCAAGCUGAGGAACUACAUGCUCUUCAAGAAAAAUACACAGCAUUGGAAAGACGAGCGGCAGCAGCUCAGGAUAAACUUCAGCGGAGAGUGACUGAACUAGAGAAUCAAGUAGAAGAGAAGGGGAGUUCAACUGAUACUGCUGCAGAGGUGAAGCGUGUGAUGAAUGGUGUUUUCCAUUCACUUCGAGGGGAGUUUGACCUAAAUGAGUCGUACAGUGGACAGGCCAUACUGGGUGUGAUAGUCACAACCAUUAAAAAUGUAACACUGCAGCUGCUGAGUGGGUCAGUGGAGCAGCCUUCAGUGACGUCCAGUAAAAAGGAUGAGGAUCGAGAGUCAGAAGAAACAACAGAAGAAGGAACUACACAAGAAGAAAGUAUUCACUUGAACGGAGAGAGAGAAGUUGGUGACGUGGAAGAGAAAGUGGAAGAGAAAGUGGAAGAGAAAAAGGAAGAGCAAGUGGACAAAGAAGUGGACGAGCAAGUGGACAAAAAAGUGGACGAGCAAGUGGACAAAGAAGUGGACAAAGAAGUGGACGAGCAAGUGGACGAGCAAGUGGACAAAGAAGUGGACGAGCAAGUGGAUGAGCAAGUGGACGAGCAAGUGGACGAGCAAGUGGUACAUGUGGCAGAGACAGAGAAAGUUGAUCAAAUGGAACUAGUUAAAGACAAAGUGGUACCAGAGGAGAAGACAUCAGAAACUGAAAUAUCUAGAGAAGUGCACUCAGAAGAAGAUACAGAAAAUCUAAAGACUAUUAGUCAGUCUACAGCAGCUGAGAAGGAGGAAGAGAAAGAGAUGCAGCCAGAAAAAGAAAUUUGUCCACAUCAAACAAAAGUGGCAAAAGAGGACAUUGCUAAACCAUCGAAAAUUGAAGGGAAGCAUGAUCAGAGUUUACCAAAUGAAGUUUCAGUUGAGGUGGUGACCAGUGAAAAUGCAGUAGUCAAGACUGAUGUGGAGACAGAGAAAGAGGAACAGCAUGACCAAGUUACAAGCUCUCCCAAAUCUUUUGGACCACCGACGAACCCCCCUCCGCCUCCGAACCCACCACACGACACUCCAACUGAAGAUACAAGUCUGACUGGGAGAAUGGAGGAGGAAAAUGGAGAGGAGCCAUUUUUCGAUGUUCCCGUUAAACCCCCUGAGCCGGCCCACGAGGAUGAGGAGGAGGAAGAACUGAGCUUGAAGGGACGUCCUCCUCCUGCUCCACUGUUCGGUGAAGAUGACGAUGAUGAUGAUUUGGACUGGCUGAACUGAGACAAAACAAACCAUUUUGGACAUGAAAUAUUUGCUGUUUCUGAAGAUCUCCUGUUCAUGAACUUUUUACUUGAAGUCAGACAUCAGGAGCGACAACUGCUGCCUUAACUGCAUAACAGAAUAAUUCAUUCUGAAAAGGAAUAGUUCAGUAUUUUGGAAAUUACUAUGUCAUAAAAAUACAGUUAGAAUGAUUUUCUAAAUGUAGCAUGUUCUAUUUGGCUCGAAAGUUUUCUAUCUACCACACAAAUUAUUCCAUAAGUGCCUCAUUCGAUUGAAUUUCAAAAAUACUGAACUAUCCCUAUAAUAAAAGCAUUGACAUGCAAAUGUACACAAAACGGUUUUAGAUAAUUAUGUGAUUUCUGAUGGUGUCUUAAACUUUGUACGAGCUACAGUAGCAUGCUAGAUUAUUUAAUUAGCACAUUUUGAGCAUAUGUUCCAAUCUGUACAAUGUCUUUUUUUUGUAAUCUUGCUGCUUUAAAAUUGUCUUUUACACAGAUUUGCUAAUAUGACAUUAAUUAUUGCAAAUAAAUUACAUAAAAUAUU